Messenger RNA from Theileria equi strain WA, 759 nucleotides. RefSeq lists its product as hypothetical. Gene Ontology annotation, biological process: cell division; chromosome segregation; mitotic cell cycle. Gene Ontology annotation, molecular function: microtubule binding. Gene Ontology annotation, cellular component: spindle microtubule; outer kinetochore. The transcript has 4 exons. Bases 1 to 759 code for a protein of 252 amino acids. The record is from RefSeq and is a predicted model, not a curated record. NCBI's taxonomy places the organism in Eukaryota, Apicomplexa, Aconoidasida, Piroplasmida, Theileriidae.
AUGGAUGAUUCUAUAACAUUUUUGCAAAAAAAGUUCGAAGAAUUAGAAAAUGACUUGACAUUAGUAGAAGAAAAAAUCAAAAAGGAAUUAUCUCACAAAUAUGAUGCCAAAGUAUUUGAUAUUCACGGCCACCUUCUACAGACUAGGGGAAAGGUCCACAAAUUGUUUGAAUCGAUAACUGACCUCUAUUCUCAUAAAAAUGAACUUGUAAAUCUUUUAGAAUCGCAACUAGUUUCUUCUCUCACUCUGAGAAGUAUUGAGAAAACUGUCGGAUGUACUAUUGGUGCAGAUAGUGAAAGCACAGAGGCAACGGCCAGAGAUUUAAUCUCCUCAUGGAAGAAUAUUGGUUCCGAAGAAGUCAAAGACCUGAUUCAGCCAGUAGAACCUGUGAAGAACGAUAAUGUUAUCAAUACUAUCCAAAAGCCCAGAGUUGAAACUGAGCAACAAAACAUAGAAUUUAUCCCAGUAUCCGAAGAGCAAUUUGAUAGUGUGCCUGUAUUAAUAAAGAGAAGGGCUAAACUAGAACAGGUGAACCAGCUCUUAAAACACUUGUUCGAUAUCGCUCUUAAAAAGAACAAGUGCCUACCUGUGAGGCUAAAGGAUCUUUCAGAGGAUGGAAUCCAAGUAUAUGGUCAGACGGGUUCAUCAAAAAUCGCAAUUUUACGUUAUUUGAAGAUGGUAGAAGUCGUAAACAGGGACAACACUGUCCAACUGCUAGAUUCCAGGUUCAAAGGCAAACCUAAGAGGAAACUUGUCUGA